AUGAUUUUCAUUAUGUGUGGUGUAGUGAUGGGACUUGCGGAGGGCAGCAAUAUGCUGAUUAUUGGGCGGGUGCUUCUCGGUGUGGGAGUAGGAAUCUGCUGCAAUUCCGUGCCACUGUACAUCAACAAUGUCGCGCCAGUGACUCUGAGGGGCUCUCUGGGGACCCUUCACCAGAUAGGAGUCGUGACAGGUAAUCCGGAGACGGAAAUAAACAAGUUAACAGCCACCGCUUCGGCUUUUGUUCUAGGGUUUUAG
Molecule: messenger RNA, 255 nt
Organism: Sphaeroforma arctica JP610
Lineage: Eukaryota; Ichthyosporea; Ichthyophonida
Exons: 2
Coding region: 1-255 (84 amino acids)
Biological process (GO): transmembrane transport
Cellular component (GO): membrane
Molecular function (GO): carbohydrate transmembrane transporter activity
Source: RefSeq, a predicted model, not a curated record